AUGACGCCGUCGUCCGGCGCGUCGUCGACGCGCGCGGACGAUGGUGCUACCGCUGAGGUCGCCGUUCGCGUCGUCGCGCGCGCGACGACGCGCCCGCUCGGUCGCGGUGCCGUCGCGCUCGCGACGGCGUCCACGGCGGCGGUCGCGCGCGAAUUGUACCGCGCGACGACGCCCACGGCGCAGUUCGCGAGCUACGCCGCGCGAGUCGUCUGGCUGCGCAAAGCCCGACGACGACGCGGCCCGCUGGUCGCGGCGUGCGUGUGCGCGGGAGAGAUGUAUCGCGUCAACCACCGCGGACGACGAACGUUGGGAUUUUUAAAGGCGAACGCGGUCGGGACGCGAAGACGAAGGAUCGAAACGCUCGUCGUCAAGGCGUUGGCGACGAUGACGAAGGGGCUGGCGUCGAGUAAGCCGCUGCCGACGAUCACGGGACGCGUGGCGCUGCUCGUCGCGGCGUCGGCGCCGUAUAAAUGUUUCGUGCGGAAGUUUGCGAAAAUGGCGGCGCGCGUGUGCAAGAUUCCGGCGGUGCGGAUAAAGCUGCAGCGACACGCGAAGCGGUUGGGGAAGUUGUUGGCGAAGAAUAAGGUGAAGAAUGAGGUGAGUUCGUAUAGGGCGGCGGUGAACGAGGCGUGGGAGGUUUUGGAGGAGACGUUGCCGAGGGACGUGCUGUACGCGAUGCGGCACGCGGAGGGACAGCUGAGCACCAUCGCGCGAUUCACGGGGGCUAGGAACAGACGAAGGCGUCGACGUGGAUCGGGAACGGGGACGAACGGAGAGUACGCCAGUGACGAAGACAUAGGUAGCGAUGAAGAGAGCGACGACGAGAGCAUCAAUCAAUCGAGAGAGUACGCCGAAAGCCAUAGGCAAAGGCACGCGCUGCUGCGCCCCGUCGGUUGGGUCAAGGGCGGAAUGAAUAGAUUACAACGACUGCCAGCCGCCGUGUACACUGGUGUGGUGGCGACAGAUACUGGAUACGGGAACGCACUGUUAAUUCCCCGCGAAUACGAGAUUCACGCUUUGAAAAAUAAACUCUCGCCGACCGCGAGAGCCAAGUUCACCGACACCCAACUCGCGGCUUUCUUGUUACAGUGGAAGCACACGUCCGCCGCGGCGCAAGCCGUGGAACGAUCGUUGCAAUGGCGCAGAAGGUAUGAGUUCUUGACCGACGCCAAGCUGAAGCAGUUUGAGAACGUGGUAUACAUUCACGGUCCGAAGCAAAGCUGGAGCGGCGGUUAUCAACUCGUGCUGAGACUUCGAGCCGCCAUGGACGCAGUGGGCAUGGAAGGCUUGGACGAAGUCGUUGCCGCGGUGAUGACGCACGCCGAGCAGGAGUGGAUGCGGUUGAAGAAGUCAAAUGGUGUCAUGCGAGGUCGUUUGGUGGCGCUCGUCGAUUGCUCGGGUAUCGAUUUGACUUCGCUUCCGAUUUCCCUCGUCGCCACGACUCUCGUGACGCUCGACGCCAACUACCCGGAGCUGGCGUGCGAGGUGCAUUGCAUCAAUGUGUGGUGGCUCAUGAGACGUGCGUUGCAAAUAUUACUCGAGGUCGUGAGUAGUAGCACAAAGGGACGCAUUUUGAUUUACCAAGCGGACGACGAUGGCAUCGAAAAGCUGCAUGAAAAGUUUUCGCCCCACAUCUUGCCUCGUUGCAUCGUGGGUGGUAAGUGUCACUGCGUCAAGUGCAAGCAUGAACCUUUCGUUCCAAGACCGCCGCGACGAGCUUUAGCGGGCUCGUGGCGAGGUCUUACGUGGCAGCAAAUGUCUGGGUCACAGCGUCGUCAGUACUUGAGACACUUGGCCGUGUACUCCGUCGCGCUCGUCGUUUUCUAUCCGAUGUUCUACUUCAGAAUGACGAUUCAUCCCGUCAUGGCAACGACGAUCGCUAUGAUCCGGCGUUCGGGUUUCCGCGAGCGCGCUUUCGUCGCCACGCUUUUCGUAUCACUCGUCAUGGCCUUCUUCACGUGGCAGUUCAUCACCACGACAGGACUGUUGGAAGAUUACCUGAACUUGAUUCCGGCUAUGCUUCCAGCCAUCCGUUCGAGAGACGCGCUUCCGCUCGUCGACGAAUAG
Molecule: messenger RNA, 2067 nt
Organism: Ostreococcus lucimarinus CCE9901
Lineage: Eukaryota; Viridiplantae; Chlorophyta; Mamiellophyceae; Mamiellales; Bathycoccaceae
Exons: 1
Coding region: 1-2067 (688 amino acids)
Source: RefSeq, a predicted model, not a curated record